Messenger RNA from Mauremys reevesii (Reeves's turtle), 1673 nucleotides. RefSeq names its product cAMP responsive element modulator (gene CREM). Gene Ontology annotation, biological process: regulation of transcription by RNA polymerase II. The coding region runs from base 70 to 1110 and encodes 346 amino acids. The record is from RefSeq and is a predicted model, not a curated record. Lineage: Eukaryota; Metazoa; Chordata; Testudines; Geoemydidae. Gene Ontology annotation, cellular component: nucleus; ATF4-CREB1 transcription factor complex. Gene Ontology annotation, molecular function: DNA-binding transcription factor activity, RNA polymerase II-specific; RNA polymerase II cis-regulatory region sequence-specific DNA binding; protein binding. The transcript has 8 exons.
GUGUUCAGUAGGAGAGAAAGUGAGCUGAGGAAAACCAAGCUCUUGUUUUAAACACUCCCACCAUCCAUUAUGAGCAAGUGUGUCAAGAAAUAUCAUGGAAAAACAACUGUAAGACAAAUGACCACGGAAAUGGUUGAAUCGCAACAGGAUGGAAGUGCAACAGAUUCUGUGGCAGAGAGCGAUGCUGUUUGCAUACAAAAUCAGCCAGGCCAAAUUCCCCCCAUAGCUCAGGUUUCUGUAGCUGGAUCAAGUGCUGGAAGAGGAUCUCCAGUUGUAACUCUAGUACAGUUGCCUUCUGGUCAAACUGUACACGUCCAGGGAGUGAUUCAAGCCACAAAGCCAUCAGUGAUUCAGUCACCACCAAUGCAGGCUGUUCAGGUUACAUCAGUUGCAAAUGCAGAGGACUCUGCAGACUCGGAGGGUGUAAUUGAUUCUCAAAAACGUAGAGAGAUUCUUUCAAGAAGGCCUUCAUACCGAAAAAUUCUGAAUGAACUAUCUUCUGAUGCUACUGGUGUCCCUAAGAUUGAAGAGGAAAAGUCAGAGGAAGAAGGAACACCUUCUGGCAUCCCUGCAAUGGCAGUACCAACCAGCCUAUAUCAGACUAGCACAGGGCAAUACAUUGCCAUAGCCCAAGGUGGAGCAAUCCAGAUUUCUAAUCCAGCAUCUGAUGGCGUCCAGGGACUGCAGACAUUAACAAUGACAAAUUCAGGAGCUCCUCAGCCAGGUGCUACCAUUGUGCAAUAUGCAGCACAAACACCUGAUGGCACACAGCAGUUUUUUGUACCUGGAAGCCAAGUUGUUGUCCAAGCUGCCACUGGAGACAUGCCAACUUACCAGAUCCGAACUCCCACCACAGCCUUGCCUCAAGGAGUAGUAAUGGCAGCCUCACCAGGAACUUUGCACAGCCCUCAGCAGCUAGCAGAAGAGGCAACACGCAAAAGGGAACUGAGACUUAUGAAAAAUAGGGAAGCUGCUAAAGAAUGUCGACGUCGGAAGAAAGAAUACAUAAAAUGUCUGGAGAGUCGUGUUGCAGUGCUAGAAGUUCAGAACAAGAAACUUAUAGAGGAGCUUGAAACCCUAAAAGACAUUUGUUCUUCCAAAACAGAUUAGUAGAAAUAUUUAUUAUGCUAUGAACUGAUUACAACAUGUCCAAUUGCUUUUGAAGACAAUACCUAGCCAAUAAGAAUUACGACUUUUUCUUUGUGUCAUUUUUCUUAUACUGCAACCCCUAACAUUCCUGAAAUACUUUUUUGCAUUUUGUAGUUUCUUAGAUGUAACUUCAUUUUUUUCCCCAAAGGAGACAAAUGUUAAAGUGUGUAUAACAUGGUUAAAAGUGCAACAUUUAUAAGAGCUGUUCCAUUGCCAUAUAUUUGCAUUUACUACUUUUUAUGUGUUAUUGAUAGUGUCCUACACACAAAAAUAUUGUACAGGUGUUUUAAAGUGAAUUAUCAAAGAUAAUGCAUCCAGUAAUACAGCAAAAUUAAACUGCCCAAAAUAUCUCAGGAAAGAGUUUAUAUAAAGUAUGUUAUGAUAACACAAAUGUAUUAGAAUAUAGACUAUAUAUUAAUUUAUGGCCAAUUUUUCUUAGUUGCUUUGCCAAGAAAAUAUUGUAUUGCUGUCACUGAGUGCCAUGGUUGAAGACAGUUUUUAAUAGAACCAUGUUGUUUACCCUU